Messenger RNA from Ictidomys tridecemlineatus (thirteen-lined ground squirrel), 2535 nucleotides. The record is from RefSeq and is a predicted model, not a curated record. NCBI's taxonomy places the organism in Eukaryota, Metazoa, Chordata, Mammalia, Rodentia, Sciuridae.
GGGCAGAUGUGAGUACCUGGAGGGGGAUAUCCAUGGCUGAGUCUGCUUGCCUGCCUCCAAGCGAGCCUUCCUGUGUGUUUAUUUCUUUUUGUGUGUGUUCAUGCCUUUGAGCUUUUGGAUGUUUCUGUGUUUGUUUACGGAUACCUCUCUGAGUUGGACAGCAGUGACUUUGUAAGUUGCUGCGUGAGCGCGCGCGAAGUGCAUGUUGGUGCGCUGGAAGGGUGUGUCUCAGUGUCUGUGGCUGUGGUUCGGUAUAAGUCUGAGCUUGUCUGUGAGGAUGCAUUUGUGCCAGUAUGUGUGUGUCUUGGUGGGCAUUCUCUCAAUUCCGAAAGUGGUAGAGUAUUCGGAUGCUGCUCUCUGCGCUGAGACCUCUACUACCCAAGGCAGAUAAGUAGCAGCCACAGAAGAGCCCAAAGCUCCUGAGUUGACUGGCGCGCGAUUGGCCAAAAGUUGCCGCACGUCACGGGGAAGGCAGUUCCCCUAAAGUCCAGUGCACAUAACGGGCAGAGCGCACUCCGAAGCGACUUCUCCACAGCGCGGGCUGCAGUGACCGGCUGCGCUAGGUCAGAGCACCUCACAAGCUGAGUGGGCAGGACGCGCCCCCACCGCACCCACCCUACGGCUGCUGAAUGAGGCUUCCAGGGGUCCACUCGCUGCCUGCAGCGCCCCGCCGGAGGUGCGCCCGUUGAGGCGCGGCCAGUGAGCAGGCAGCCUGUGCGCUCACCUGCCAGCCUGCGCGCCAUGGGGCAACCCGGGAACGGCAGCGACUUCUUGCUUGCAUCCAAUGGAAGCCAUGCGCCGGACCACAAUGUCACGCAGGAAAGGGACGAGGCGUGGGUGGUGGGCAUGGCCAUCGUCAUGUCGCUCAUCGUCCUAGCCAUCGUGUUUGGCAACGUGCUGGUCAUCACAGCCAUUGCCAAGUUCGAGCGAUUGCAGACGGUCACCAACUACUUCAUCACCUCACUGGCCUGCGCUGACCUCGUCAUGGGCCUAGCGGUGGUACCGUUUGGGGCCAGCCACAUCCUCAUGAAAAUGUGGACUUUUGGCAACUUCUGGUGUGAGUUUUGGACUUCUAUUGAUGUGUUGUGCGUCACCGCCAGCAUUGAGACCCUGUGUGUGAUAGCAGUGGAUCGCUACUUUGCCAUCACAUCUCCCUUCAAGUACCAGAGCCUGCUGACCAAGAAUAAGGCCCGGGUGGUCAUUUUGAUGGUAUGGAUUGUGUCGGGCCUUACCUCCUUCUUGCCCAUCCAAAUGCACUGGUACCGGGCCACCCAUCAGGAAGCCAUCAGAUGCUAUGGCAACGAGACCUGCUGUGACUUCUUCACGAACCAAGCCUAUGCCAUUGCUUCCUCCAUAGUGUCUUUCUACUUGCCCCUGGUGGUCAUGGUCUUUGUCUAUUCCAGGGUCUUCCAGGUGGCUAAAAGGCAGCUCCAGAAAAUUGACAAAUCUGAGGGGCGAUUUCACGCCCAAAAUCUCAGUCAGAUGGAGCAGGAUGGGCGUGGUGGGCAUGGUCUUCGCAGGUCCUCCAAGUUCUGCUUGAAGGAGCACAAAGCUCUUAAGACCUUGGGCAUCAUCAUGGGCACUUUUACCCUCUGCUGGCUGCCCUUCUUCAUUGUGAACAUUGUGCAUGUGAUCAAGGACAACCUCAUCCCUAAGGAAGUUUACAUCCUCCUAAACUGGGUGGGCUAUGUCAAUUCAGCUUUCAAUCCUCUUAUCUACUGCCGGAGCCCAGAUUUCAGGAUUGCCUUCCAGGAGCUUCUGUGCCUACGCAGGUCUUCUCUAAAGGCCUAUGGGAAUGGCUACUCCAGCAAUGGCAAAUCGGAGUACACAGAGGAGCAGAGUGGAUAUCACCUGGGGCAGGAGAAAGAAAGCAAACUGCUGUGUGAGGAGCCCCCAGGCACGGAAGACUUUGUAAACUGUCAAGGUACUGUGCCUAGCGAUAGCAUUGAUUCACAAGGGAGGAAUUGUAGUACAAAUGACUCACUGCUGUAAUGCAGUUUGUUUUUCUUUUUUACUUUUUAAGACCCCCCCCAACAGAACACUAAGCAGACUAUUUAACUUGAGUGUAAUAAAUUUAGCAAAAAAAUUGUAUAGAGAUUUGCAGGAGGAGAUAUCCCUCUGCCUUUUUUUUUUAUUUUUUUAAGCUGUAAAAAAGAGAAGAUGUGUUUGAGUGAAUAUUUGUUUCUUGUACAGUUCAGUUCCUCUUUGUGUGGAACUUCUAAGUUUAUGUCUGAAGGGCGUUAGUCCUAGGACCCGGGUCUGUAUGUUUUGAUGACUUUUCCAUGUAUCUACCUCAUUGUUCAAGUAUUAGGGUUAUUAUAUUGCUGCUGGUAAUUUGUAUCUGAAGGAGAUUUUCCUUCCUGCACCCUUGGACUUGAGAAUCCUGAAUAUCUCGGACCUUUCAGCUGUGAACAUGGACUCUCCCUCGCUCCUCUUAUUUGCUCAAAUGGAGUGUUGUAGGCAGGGAUUUGAGGGACAGCUUUGUUUUCCUGAGCAAAGUCUAAAGUUUACAGUAAAUAAAUUGUUUGACCAUGA